Molecule: messenger RNA, 1053 nt
Organism: Talaromyces marneffei
Lineage: Eukaryota; Fungi; Ascomycota; Eurotiomycetes; Eurotiales; Trichocomaceae
Exons: 2
Coding region: 1-1053 (350 amino acids)
Molecular function (GO): oxidoreductase activity, acting on NAD(P)H
Source: RefSeq, a predicted model, not a curated record
AUGAAAGCACUCAUCUACAAAGACCCCAACCAGGCGGUGGUGGUAACAGACCACGAAAUCCCCAAACCGCCCGACCACAAUCUCCUCAUCAAAACAGUGGCCAUCGCUCUCAACCCCACUGACUGGAAACACGUCGCAGAACCAAUUGCUGUAGACGGAUGCCUCCUCGGCGUCGACUUUGCCGGCAUAGUUGAAGAAGUUGGUCCCAACGUGACCAAGCCGUUCAAGAAGGGUGACCGAGUAGCCGGCUUCUCCAGUGGAGGCAAUUCAUACGACAAGAGUACAGGUGCUUUUGCGGAGUAUAUUCUCGCCAAGGAAGUUACGUCGUUCAAGAUCCCGUCCACGCUGAGCUUUGAGGAGGCUUCUACUCUCGGGACUGGGCUUAUAACUGUUGGCCAGGGAUUGUAUGAGAAGGAUUACGGGCUGGAAUUGGCUAUGCCGAACGAGCCUACCAAGGUUCCUGAGUAUGUCCUCAUUUACGGUGGGAGCACGGCGACGGGGACGUUGGGAAUUCAAUUUGCAAAGCUGUCAGGAUACAAAGUCAUAAGCACAGCAUCCCCCAAAAACUUCGCCCUAAACAAAAGCCUAGGCGCCGAAGAAGUCUUUGACUACACAGACCCCGAAUGCGGCAAGAAGAUCAACGAAUACACCAAAAACAAACUCCGCUACGCCUGGGAUUGCAUCGCCAGCGCCGCGGCAGCCCAGAUCUGUGCCGACGCACUCACCACAGAGCCCGGUGCUCGAUACGGCAGUAUCCGAAGUGUGGAAUUCCCGCGUAAAGAUGUCAAACAUUCAGAGACGCUUGCGUACACGGCUGUGGGCGAAGACAUUGAGAAACGUGGCCGUCAGUAUCAUAAUAAUGAGAAACAUGGUGAAUUUUCAUCCAUGUUCUUUGAUAUUGCGAGGUCGUUUCUUGCGGCGGGCAGAGCGAGGCCGCAUCCUGUUAGUGUGCGGCCCAAGGGUCUUGCCGGCGCGAUUGAGGGGAUGGAGGCAAUGAGGACGGGGAAUUAUAAUGCUGAGAAGCUUGUAUAUAGAGUUUCUGAGACUCCUUGA